AGCCGUGGGUUCCGAGUUUUCUAUUUACGGACAUGGCGACGCCGACGAAGCGAAAAAUUGAAAAUGCUCCAAACCCUGAUGGUGCAAAGACAAUCCGAGGUUUGGAUUUGCCCACCUUUGACGGUGCCGGGCUGCAUAUUGGCAUCGUGAGCGCUCGAUGGAACUCGGUGGUUUGUGAAAACUUGGUCGCUGGGGCAGUUGAAGCUUUGAAAUCCUGCAACGUGACUGACAUCACCACAGAGUAUGUUGCUGGGUCCUACGAGAUUCCGCAGGCUGCGCAGGUCAUGCUGGAGUCGGGCAAGUUUGAUGGCAUCAUUUGUAUUGGCUGCCUCAUCAAAGGCGGCACCAUGCACUUCGAGUACAUCUCGGAGGCGGUAACUCAAGGAAUCAUGAGAUUGAACCUCGACUACAAGCGUCCAGUGAUUUAUGGAAUCCUUGGCUGUCUCAAUGAGGAGCAGGCUAAAGAGCGAGCUGGAGUUGAUGGAGCUGGACAUAACAGCGGCAAGGACUGGGGCAUCACUGCUGUGGAGUCCUGCUUGCUGACGAAGAAGUACUCGAAAUGAGCACCUUCUGCGAGGGUGGAAAA
This is a messenger RNA of Cladocopium goreaui, 586 nucleotides long. The record is from the annotation of a GenBank genome assembly. Lineage: Eukaryota; Dinophyceae; Suessiales; Symbiodiniaceae.